Drepanopeziza brunnea f. sp. 'multigermtubi' MB_m1 is the source of this 3018-nucleotide messenger RNA. The record is from RefSeq and is a predicted model, not a curated record. NCBI's taxonomy places the organism in Eukaryota, Fungi, Ascomycota, Leotiomycetes, Helotiales, Drepanopezizaceae.
AUGGCUCCCCACGCUGAUGAUGCGGCUGUCUGCGGCUCCAACGGUGCCUGCUCAGCCCCCAAAAAGAACCAAGAGCUCUUCUCCGUCACCUCCCCCAAUGUGGUGUACACAGACUCUUCGAUCCUCAGCAAGUACUCCUACCGCACCACCCUCGUUGAUGAGGUCGAUGGCAAGUUCGUUGCGACUCCGAAGGAGACGGUCUACGACUUCAAGACCGACCGUCAGGUCCCCAAGACCGGCAUGAUGCUGGUUGGCUUGGGUGGCAACAACGGCACAACGGUCACUGCUGGUAUCAUUGCCAACCGCGACAAGCUGUCCUGGGCUACCCGUGAGGGUGACCGUGCUGCCAACUACUACGGCUCCCUCGUUAUGGGCUCAACCGUCAAGCUCGGUACCAACGCCAAGACCUCCAAAGAUGUCAACAUCCCCUUCCAAAACGUCCUGCCAAUGGUUCACCCCAAUGACCUCGUCAUCGGCGGAUGGGAUAUCAGCGGAAUGAACCUGGCUGAUGCCAUGGAUCGUGCUGCUGUACUCGAGCCCACCUUGAAGGCUCAAGUCAAAAAGGAGAUGUCUGCCAUGGUUCCCCUCCCAUCCAUCUACUACCCUGACUUCAUUGCUGCCAAUCAAGAGGACCGUGCAGACAACAUUCUUCCAGGUAGCAAGGCCUCUCUUGAGCAUGUCGAGAAGCUCCGCAAGGACAUCCGUGAUUUCAAGGCCAACAACGGCUUGGAAAAGGUCAUCGUCCUAUGGACUGCCAACACUGAACGUUUCGCUGAGCUGAUUGAGGGUGUCAACGACACCGCUGACAACCUCAUGAAGGCCAUCGAGAAUGGACACGAAGAGGUUGCCCCAUCCACUGUCUUUGCCGUUGCUUGCAUUCUUGAGAAUGCCCCCUUCAUCAACGGUUCUCCACAGAACACAUUCGUCCCAGGCGCUAUUGAUCUUGCUGAGAGGCACAACGCCUUUGUUGGUGGUGACGACUUCAAGUCUGGGCAGACCAAGAUGAAGUCCGCCUUGGUCGACUUCUUGAUCUCUGCCGGCAUUAAGCUCACCUCCAUUGCCAGCUACAACCACCUUGGCAACAAUGAUGGCAAGAAUCUCAGCUCGCACAAGCAAUUCCGCUCCAAGGAGAUCUCCAAGUCCAACGUCGUCGAUGACAUGGUUGCUGCCAAUUCUGUCCUCUACAAGGAAGGCGAGCACCCUGACCACACGGUCGUCAUCAAGUACAUGCCUGCGGUUGGUGAUAACAAGCGUGCUUUGGAUGAGUACUACGCUGAGAUCUUCAUGGGCGGUCACCAAACCAUUUCGCUCUUCAAUGUCUGCGAAGAUUCUCUCCUUGCUGCGCCAUUGAUCAUUGAUCUGAUCAUCCUUGCUGAGCUGUUCACUCGCAUCCAAUGGAAGGCUCGCUCCUCUGAUGGUGCUGCGACGAAGGAUUUCAAGAACUUCCACUCGGUCCUUUCCGUCCUGAGCUUCAUGCUCAAGGCCCCAAUGACCCCACCUGGAACCCCAGUCAUCAAUUCUCUUGCUAAGCAGCGCAGUGCCUUGGUCAACAUCUGCCGUGCUUGUGUUGGUCUCGAUCCCGAGAACGACAUGACUCUUGAGCACAAGCUGCUGGAGUCGGGUCGCCUGCCGCGUUUGGUGGCUGGUCGUUUCUGUAAGCGAGCAUCUCCACUUUCCUUCUUUGUCUCGCGUCACUCACCAUCGAUCAUGGAUUUCAAACGUCGGGUACCCGACUCCGACCCCAACUUCAACAAAGAGGUCCCGCAAGAGAGAGAAGUCGCGGGCACCUCUCCAGCCCAGCCCGGCGAUGGCUUCACGGAGGAGGAGCUGGCAGAUGCACUCGACCCCUUGAGCCGCAAGUGGAACCCCGGGCGCGAAUACGAGGAGACGAACAUCGGGCAGCUUGUGCCCGGCCCGCACGCCGUCACGUUCGCUGGCCGUGUCGUCAAUCUCGGCACCUUCUUUGGUUCGAGCCCGAAGCAGCCCAAGGCGACGGGGUUCCACUCGCUGAUUGUGAAGGAUGAUUUCGGUGCCAUCUCUAUCAAGCUCUACUUCGCGCGCGACCCCUACCCCCUCAAGCUCGGCCAGCUCCUCACUAUCUGGACCGUCUUCAUCUCCGACCAGUCCAAGAUCGGCAACGCCGCGCUCCCCUCCGUCCUCGUUUACGCCAACCUCUUCCCCGGCCGGGUAACCUCCGACCACGUCCUCAUCCACACCACGGCCGCCACAUCCUCCCUCUGCCACCUCCCGCUCGAGUACCGCAAGGGCCAACCGUUACCGGGACUCAUGACGCUCGGUACAUGGUUGAGCGGCGGGCACGACGGCGUGAUCGACGCGAAAAUCCUGGUGGUGGUGAAGAGCAUCGGGGCCAAGAAGGCCAUCAAGCGGAAGGAUGGCGACGGAGAGCGCGAAGGACUGGGAGCCGGGCCGAACGGUGCUGCUGAUCAGCAACCCGCUGCACAAGGUGCUGCUGUACAGCGGCAAGGGGAGCGUGCGGAUCCAGAGCUCGAGCAUGGUCGACGUGGACCCGGAAUUCGCGGAUGCAGAGUGGUUGCGGAGGUAUGCCGUGGGCUUGACGCGGAAGGAGAGUGUGAAGGCCGUGUGGCCCGAAGGUUUGUGGGAUGUGGAGGCUGCGGAGAGUGGCGUGGUACGGAUGCUGUUCACGCUUGCGGAGCUGGAUCGGUGGGUCCGUUCGGAUGGCUAUCAUGCGUUCACGGGCUUCAUCAACGUGACGAUUAUGGACAUGUCGCUCGUUACGCUGCAUCGGAGGAACAUGCUCAUGUGCUCGGAAUGCUGCGGCGUCCCCAUCUUCGCCAACUCGCCCUCCGCGCCCUGCCAGAACUGCGCCAAGCCCACUCCUCUCGCGCUCAACCCUCGCCUGCUGGGCACGCUGCUCGACGAGACGGGGGCCCUGGUGGGCGGCAAGCUUCUCUGGAGCGAGCGCGCUUGGGAGCAGCUGUUUGGGCGCAGCGUGGGGGAAGUGUGCGCCAUGAGCGCGGAGGAGUGCAGGCUGUUUGA